CAGUUUACAGUGUACUAUGUUUACAUAUUCCGUUGUGCUGCUGCAAGUAAGAAUGUCAUUGCUCUAUCUGAGAUAGAUGACAGUAAAACACCCUUGAUAGUCUCUCUCUUGACACUUCCUGGAACGAUGGUCAGAAAGAACAGAAUCACAUGGUGCUGCGAAUAGCACCUUCCGAUGUGGGGCGCAGCGUUCUUGUCACAGUGACGGGGGGUGUUGAUCGCAGCUUGUUCAACCCCUCCCUCUCCUCGGCUAAAACUUCCACAGAGAGUUGUGACCAUCACAGAGGGCUGUGACUGAACCGCGCCAGCGACUCGAGAGGCUGCACGGUUCUCCGCUGGUCUGGACGCCAAACGCGGAAGAAGCACUGUGAAUGUGAAUGAUACUCUGGAUGUGAGCAGUUGUGGAGAAGCGAGCAAGGUGCCCCUGACUCUGCAGGAACUUGCUCAACCUUCGUGGAGAGGCUCUGUUCCGGGAAGUCCACCUUGUUUGCUCGCCUCAACGAGCGCUUCUCGCUUAUCUCGAAACGAUGAAGGACAGGCUUGAAGAAUUGAUCGGACUUUCAAAACUGUAUCAGCUGUCGACAGAGGCUGAAGAUAAACCCGAUUCCCAUCAAGAGAGCUUUGUGUUUGAAUGUGACUUCAUUUUACAGGUUCUUUAUAAGACGGUGCACCAGAUUUGGGAGGAAAAUGGACGUCUGAAGGUGGACAUCAGGCGCCUGGGCAAACAGAACAAUCGCUUUCUGACCUCAAUGCGACGUUUCAGCAGCAUCAAGCGGGAUUCAAGUUCUAUCGCUAAAGCCAUAAAGGCGCAAGGUGAGAAGAUUCAACAGAGGCUGCAGAACCUGAGCAACUACACAGAAGAGAUCACGGGCACACACGGGCCCAAUGCUGCCAUUGUCCGCAUUGCCAAGGCACAGCAUUACACUCUUCUCCAUGCCUUCCACGACGCCAUGGUGGACUAUAACAUGGAGGAGAUGAGGCAGCGGGAAAACUGCAAGACCCGGAUCCAGCGGCAACUGGAGAUCAUGGGGAAGGAUGUGUCGGGCAACGAAAUGGAGGAGAUGAUAGAACUGGGGAAAUGGGAUGUGUUUUCCGAGAACCUGCUGAGCGAGGUGCGGGGAGCGCGAUCGGCUCUGUCGGAGAUUGAGCUGCGGCACCAGGAGCUGUUGAAGCUGGAGUCCAGAGUACGAGAGAUCCACGACCUGUUCUUGCAAAUGGCCUUGCUGGUGGAGCAACAGUCUGACACUCUCAACAACGUCGAGGUGAAUGUGCAGAAGGUUCAAGAUUACGUUGGUGUUGCCAGGACUCAGCUGGCAAAGGCAGUGGAGCUGAAAAGGAAAAACAUCUGUCGACAGAUCUUCUGCUGUUGCAGUUGCUGCCCUUGACAUCCUCGUCCGCACGUUGUCGCUCUAUGUGCCUUAAUACAGCUUCAUAAUCUCACAGCAAAAGUAACAGCACCCUCUCUGAGCAAAUGGAUGGGACAGCAAUGAUAUUCUCCUAUUGAAGAUGAUAUUCUAUAUGCCUGCAGCAUCUCCAGGUUACAACAAAGGAUUUUAAUUGUGUAGGAAGGAAUUGUAAAUGCUGGUUUAAACCGUAGACACGAAAAGCUCGAGUAACUCAGCAAGUCACACAAUAUCUCUAGAGAAAAGGAAUUGGUGACAUUUCGAGUCGACGCACUUCUUCAGACUGACGUUUCAGGUCGAGAUCCUUCUUCAGACUAAGGGUCUUGACCCGAAACGUCACCUAUUCCUUUUUAAUAGACAAAAGGUGCAGGAGGAGGCUAUUUGGCCCUUCUGGCCAGCACUGCCAUUCACUGUGAUCAUGACUGAUCAUCCAUAAUCAGUACACCAUUCCUGCCUUCUCCCCAUAUCCCCCGACUCCACUAUCUCUAACUCCCUCUUGAAAGCAUCUAGAUAAUUGGCCUCCACUGCCUUCUGAGGCAGAGAAUUCCACAAAUUCACAACUCUUUGGGUGAAAAGGUUUUUUCUCAUCUCAGCUUUAAAUGGCCUCCUCUUUAUUCUUAGACUGUGGCCCCUGGUUCUGGACUCCCCCAUCAUUGGGAACAUUUUUCCUGCAUCUCGCUUGACGAGUCCUUUUAUAAUUUUACACACUUCUAUGAUACCCUCUCAUCCUUCUAAAUUCCAGUGAAUACAAGCCCAGUCUUUCCGAUCUUUCCUCAUAUGACAGUGCCGCCAUCCCAGGGAUCAACCUCGUGAACCUACGCUGCACUGCCUCAAUAGCAAGGAUGUCCUUCCUCAAAUUAGGAGACCAACACUGCACACCGAACUGCUAAUGCUGGUUUAAACCGUAGACACAAAAACCUGGAGUAACUCAGCAAGUUACACAGUAUCUCUAGAGAAAUGGAAUAGGUGACGUUUCAGGUCGAAACCCUUCUUCAGACCAAGGGUCUUGACCCGAAACGUCACCUAUUCCUUUUCUCCAGAGAUGCUGUCUGAUCCGCUGAGUUACUUGUUUGCUUUGUUUGCUUUGCUCCCAUAUCGCAAUCAGUACCCCGUUCCUGCCUUCUCCCCAUAUCCAGCGACUCCGCUAUCUUUAAGAGCCCUAUACAGCUCUCUCUUGAAAGUAUCCAGAGAACUGGCCACCUAAGGCAGAGAAUUCCACCGACUCACCACUCUCUGUGUGUAAAAGUGUUUCCUCCUCUCCGUUCUAAAUGGCUUACUCCUUAUUCUUAAACUGGGGCCCCUGGUACUGGACUCCCCCAACAUCGGGAACAUGUUUCCUGCCUCUAGUGUGUCCAGACCCUUAAUAAUCUUAUAUGUUUCAAUAAGAUCCCCUAUCCUUCUAAAUUACACAGUAUACAAGCCCAUCCGCUCCAUUCUCUCAGCAUAUGACAGUUCUGCUAUCCCGGGAAUUAACCUGGUGAACCUACGCUGCACUCCCUCAUUGAAUGGGACCGUCCAUAUGUUAAGAAAUGGGUUGUCUUGGAUUCUGGUUUCCUCUGUGUGGGAAGGAACUGCAAAUGCUGGUUUACACCGAAGAUAGACACAAAAUACUGGAGUAACUCAGCGGGAUAGGCAACAUCUCUGGAGAGAAGGGAUGGUUGACGUUUUGGUCUGAAGAAGGGUCUUGACCCGAAACAUCACCCAUUCCUUCUGUCUAGAGAUACCGCCUGUCCCACUGAGUUAAUCCAGCAUGUUGUGUCUAUCUUCUGUUUCCUUUACUGUUUUUCCCACUCUGGGCUACCACGGUGGGAAAAACAAUCUACAUAUGUUGAGUUCCAAACCAGGAUAGACCCAAAGGUCAACUUUUUAGAGUCAAAUAAAUGCACUAAAGCAAUGGUUUGGGAAGGAACUGCAGAUGCUGGUUUACACCGAAAAUAGACACAAAAUGCUGGAGUAACACAGCAGGGCAGGCAGCAUCUCUGGAGAAAAUGAACAGGUGAUGUUUCGGGUCAAGAUCCUUCUUCAGGCUUCUUCUGAAUAAGGGGCUCAACCUGAAACGUCACCCCUUACUUCUCUCUAGAGAUGCUGGCUGUCCCGCUGAGAUACUCCAGCAUUUUGUGUCUCACUAAGAAAUGGCACCUAUUUGUGAGUUUUCUGAGCUUGAGUGGUACAUUUAAAAAAAAGUUUCAAGUGUUUGCUGUUGAAGUCCAUCCCAUCAUGAAAUUUGACAGUACACACCCUCUCACAGGUGUCAUUUUCGAUCAUCUUUUAUUCUCGCUGCUGUGCCCAUAACUUUCUUAGCAACCGUGAAUGAAUCAAAAGAUCAUGACUUAAUACGUACAUUGGAAACUCAUAGUUCAACAAAGAGUAAACCGUGCUGAAAUUAGACAAAGCUGUGUGAUUUGAAGUUUUACCUUUAGGACAUUGCUUUGAUAUGUUAUAAAUAUUGUGUAGAGACCCAAGUAUUAUCAUCCCUUUUAUCUAGAGACGAGCAGCAAUGUGGUCUGAGCCUGGAGCCACAGAGCAGCCAAAUAACCCACCUGGGCCUAAGCAGACUGUGCAAUAUCGUCUGGUGCCCAGACGGAGUACUGUGCCUUCUCCCAUUUAAUCCCUCUCCCAUCGAUUUCUCCCCCUCCAACUAAAUUUCCUGCCCCCACCUUUCCCACCGUCCACUCUUAUUCUCUCACAUUGCGAUUACGAUACCAAUUUAUUUAUCCCAGAGUGAAAUUGGUCAGACACCAGUCAAAAGAUACCGUUACAAGGCAUUGACAAGUGUCACGUGCAUUAUAAUAAGAAUUACAUUUAAGUGACCAGUUAUUGCACAGCACGCAUGUAAUAUUGCACAAACAUUAAAUUAAAUAAUCGAGUGGAAAAGGCCAGGGUGAGGAAUGUGCAAAGAUGGGGGAUGGGGG
Messenger RNA from Leucoraja erinaceus (little skate), 4314 nucleotides. RefSeq names its product syntaxin 11a (gene stx11a). Gene Ontology annotation, cellular component: presynaptic active zone membrane; endomembrane system; plasma membrane. The record is from RefSeq and is a predicted model, not a curated record. The coding region runs from base 527 to 1384 and encodes 285 amino acids. Gene Ontology annotation, molecular function: SNAP receptor activity; SNARE binding. NCBI's taxonomy places the organism in Eukaryota, Metazoa, Chordata, Chondrichthyes, Rajiformes, Rajidae. Gene Ontology annotation, biological process: intracellular protein transport; exocytosis; synaptic vesicle fusion to presynaptic active zone membrane. The transcript is spliced from 2 exons.